UCCAGGCUGAUCAACUCUUCAAUAUAAAUGGAGGAGUGAGGUUCAUGAUGAUGUAAUCGUCAGCCAGACCACGAGAAAAGCUCUCUUUUGUUCCGCUCCUGCAAUGGUGUGAAAGAGACCGCCCUUCCCCCUCCCCAUACACACACACACACACACAUACACACAUGAAUACACACACACAUACACACAUACAGACAUGAACACACAUACACACAAACAGAGGCACAAGAAAGAUAGUGGGGGUUUAGGUUUUUAGUCCUUCAGGGCCAGAGAGAGGCUUCUCUCGCUCUGUCUAUCUGUCUCUCUCUCGCUCUGUCUCUCUGUCUCCGUCUCUGUCUCUAUCUCUCUGUCGCUCUCGCUCUCGCUCUCUCUCUCUCUCGCCUGGGCUGUGCUGCUAAGCUCCAUCAGGAUGACAUCAUACUCAGCCUACACAAUGGGUCUGUUCAUCUCCUGAGGGCUGCGUCGCGCAACUGGACCGCUAGCCACCCACCCGCCUAAGGGGAAGAGGAGGAGGGGCUGUGAGAAAGGGAUAAAGAAGGGGUCGUCAUGUCGGAACGUCCCGUGGGAGUGGGAGCCUGCACUGGAGCUGAGACUGGGGGGUUUGGGAUUGGACCUGGGGUGGGGAAUGGACCCCAAGCUGGUACUGGAGGGACUGGGAUUGGACCUGGGGUGGGGAAUGGACCCCGAGCUGGUACUGGAGGGACUGGGAUUGGACCUGGGGUGGGGAAUGGACCCCGAGCUGGUACUGGAGGGACUGGGAUUGGACCUGGGGUGGGGAAUGGACCCCGAGCUGGGACUGGAGUCAAAGGUUCAGGGCCUGUAUCAGGCCCGGCAUCCGGGACCAGGCAGGGCUCGGUGCGUCCCAUCGGGGCUGAGGGGCUGGUCGCCCUGCUGGAGGGGGGUCUGGACAGCGUGUUGUUGAUUGACAGCCGGCCCUUCGUAGAAUAUAACUCCUCCCACAUCCUGGAGGCGGUCAAUGUGAACUGUUCAAAACUGAUGAAGAGACGGCUGCAACAGGACAAGGUCCAGAUCAACGAACUGCUGCAACACUCCGCUAAGAAGAAGUUGGAGCGAGUGGGCGGUCAGGAGGUGGUGGUGUAUGACCAGAGUUCAUCUGACCCCUUGACUCUUCCCUCAGAGGCCUUCCUUACCGUCCUAUUGGACAAGCUGGAGAGGAGCUUCCCUUCCGUACACCUGCUCUCAGGUGGUUUCUCAGCCUUUUCCCAGCUGUUUCCAGGUCUAUGUGAAGGUAAGGCUCUUCUGGCCACGUCCUGCCUGGUCCCCACCUGCCUCUCUCAGCCCUGCCUGCCCCUCAACACCUCUGGGCCAACACGCAUCCUGCCUCACCUCUACCUGGGCUGUCAGAGAGACGUACUCAACAAGGAAGUGAUGCAGCAGAAUGAGAUUGCGUACGUCCUGAAUGCCAGUAACACAUGUCCCAAACCAGACUACAUCCCUGAGUCUCACUUCCUACGAGUUCCUGUCAACGACAGCUUCUGCGAGAAGAUCCUCCCCUGGUUGGACAGAUCUGUAGAGUUCAUAGAGAAGGCCAAAGCCUCCAACGCCUGUGUGCUGGUCCACUGUCUGGCUGGCAUCUCCCGCUCGGCAACCAUCGCUAUCGCUUACAUCAUGACGAGGAUGGACAUGUCACUAGACGAAGCUUACAGGUUCGUGAAGGAGAAGAGACCCACCAUCUCUCCUAACUUCAACUUCCUGGGUCAGCUGCUGGACUUUGAGAAGAAGAUCAAGACUCCUGGAAGGUCGGAGAUCAGAGAAACCACCGGGGUCAAACCCUCUCCUCUCCUCCACCCCACUAGAGCAGGACCCCCUAACCCUACCCCCAGCCUCCCAGACCCUGCCUUGGCCUUGCUGGAGCCCCUGACCCUGCCGUGUGUCCUGGCCCCCUGGCCUCCAGAGGAGAGGCUCCUGGCCCAGGCUCUCCAGGGGCUCCAAGACCUUCAGCUGGACCAGGGGACGGAGGACAGCGCUGCCCGUCUGAAAAGGUCCUUCUCUCUGGACAUCAAGUCGUACAGGGAGCCAGGAGGCUGCAGCAGCGCCCCCAUGAGGCCGUACCCCCACCCUACAUCCCACCCCGGAGCCCAGGAGUAUUAUAACCCAUCCGUGAGCUUCAAGGAGCCUGCAGGGAAACCGUAUCAGUUCUCUCCUGUGAAGGAGAUGUCAGAGCAGUCUACACCGGAGCCGAGCCCUGACAAGGAGCAGGACGACGGUCCCGCAGCUUCCACUGCUUCUCCUGUAGUCUCCACCACAACCAGCACCACUACCACCUCCAACCAGCCCAGCAUGAAGCAGCCCAGCCAGGCUAAGCCUCCUCCACCUCCCCUCUCCUGUUCCCAGCAGCUCCACCGUAGUGGCAGUAUGGAGGAGAGCUCUAACCACACCCCUCACACCACCGGCUUCCUGUUCGGCCUAUCGCGUUCCCAGCAGCACCUGUCCAAGCCCGCCCCUAACCUAGGCUCCGCCCUGAAGGGCUGGCACUCUGACAUCCUAUUGGGUCCCGUCACCGUGUCGUCGGGGGGAUGGUACCUCUCCGAGUCACACCACUUCUACUCCACCUCCGCCAUCUUAGGAGGCGGGGCUAACAUUCUGGGGGGUGGCAGCGUGGCGGCGUACAGCGUGAGUCAGGGGUUGGAGGAGGUGCGGCGGCGCGGGCGGCAGAGGAGCGGCGACCACGGGGACUCGCGGAGGAGCUGGCACGAGGAGAGCACCUUGGAGAAGCAGCUGAAGAGACGGAGCUGUCAGAUGGAACUCGGAGACAGGAUGAGAGGAGGAGGCGAGACUAGAUCCAGGGAGGAGAUGGGGAGUCACAGCAGCUUCUCAGGAAGCAUGGAGGUCAUAGAGGUGUCCUGAGAGGGACAUUCAAUAUGGCCUCCAGGCCACCCCUUUACGGGAUCAUUGAUUUGAAUGGAGACGUCCGUUCUAGGGAGUAUAAACCUCCUCAGAUCAGACCCAUGUUGAGGGGAAAGACUUGUUAUGGACCCAUCUUAUUGUCCCACUAGGGACUUGAACCUUGAACUGAUCUAAGUGGUUCUAUGUGUACUUGUGUCGCGACAGUUGGCAUUAAUGUAGUUGAACUUUGACCUGGAAGCAGAAAGCAGCUGAUGAAUGUGAUGAAGAGGUGAACUCUGAGAGGACUGAGACAAACUGAGUCUUUUGUUUGGAUGAGUGUUCAUCGUUUUCAUUUAUUUCUGAAUGUUGAUGAUCGUCGUCAAGGAGCAGUAGAUGUGUGCCUGACGUUGGAUUCAUGGAGCUUUUAUGAAGCCUUAUAAAGUCUUUAUGAAGUCUUUAUGAAGCCUUAUGAAGUCUUUAUCAAGCCUUAUGAAGCCUUAUGAAGUCUUUAUGAAGCCUUAAGAAGUCUUUAUGAAGCCUUAUGAAGUCUUUAUGAAGUCUUUAUGAAGCCUUAUGAAGCCUUAAGAAGUCUUUAUGAAGCCUUAAGAAGUCUUUAUGAAGCCUUAUAUAGUCUUUAUGAAGCCUUAUGAAGUCUUUAUGAAGCCUUAAGAAGUCUUUAUGAAGCCUUAAGAAGUCUUUAUGAAGCCUUAAGAAGUCUUUAUGAAGCCUUAAGAAGUCUUUAUGAAGCCUUAUGAAGUCUUUAUGAAGCCAUAUGAAGUUUUUAUGAAGCGUUAUGAAGAACGGGAUCAGAGAUCCUUGAUAGCCCUGUGUCAAAUCAUCCAAUACCUCACACAUCCAAAUUAGAGGCUUUUCCUGUUCCUCUGUCUUCUUCUGAUGGACAAUUCAAAUCUCAGGUCUUAUUUGAGCAGCAAGAAAAGAUGCUGGAACAACCGAACAGCUACCGAACAGCUACCGAACAGCUACCGAACAGUUCCCGAACAGUUCCCGAACAGUUCCCGAACAGCUCCCGAACAGCUCCCGAACAGUUCACGAACAGUUCCCGAACAGCUCCGUUGGUAGAGCAUGGCGCUUGUACCCCAGGGUUGUAGGUUCGAUUCCCGGGGCCGCCCAGACGUAAAAUGUACGCACGCAUGACUGUAAAUCACUUUGGAUUAAAGCGCUAAAUAUGAUAUAUUA
Molecule: messenger RNA, 4044 nt
Organism: Oncorhynchus nerka (sockeye salmon)
Lineage: Eukaryota; Metazoa; Chordata; Actinopteri; Salmoniformes; Salmonidae
Product: dual specificity protein phosphatase 16-like
Biological process (GO): negative regulation of MAPK cascade; protein dephosphorylation
Cellular component (GO): cytoplasm; nucleus
Molecular function (GO): protein tyrosine/threonine phosphatase activity; MAP kinase tyrosine phosphatase activity; MAP kinase tyrosine/serine/threonine phosphatase activity
Source: RefSeq, a predicted model, not a curated record